UCGGGAUUUGCGUUCUUAUUUUUGAUGUUAUCUUCUCCCUUUUUCCAUCAUCUCGAGUAGUUGAUUUGGUUGAGAAGGGGUGCACUAUCUUCUGGUUGGAAAUUUUUGUGUCCUGCCUGUGUGGACUAAAUUUCAUUAAGAAAUUACACAUUGUUUUGGGCAUCUCUUAAUUUCUUAUGAUGUGUUAGUAAAAAGAUGGGAUCUUUGCAAGUUUCUGUUGCCUCAGAAUUUCAUGACAGAAAAAGAUUUGAUGCUUUGGGAAAUGCUGAUGUGUUAGCAGCUGAGUGGAUUGUUUGUAAUUCAUGGGUGAGUGGCAAGAAGCUGCUGAUCAGCAGAAGCCAUUCCUAUGGUGGUUUCUUGGAUGAUAAAUCCUUGAAAAGAAAAGUUAAUAUUCCAUUUUCUUUUGUGUCCGGGCGUUUCAGAUGCAGUCUUAUUGACCACAAUAGAUUUGAAAAAUUCAUAGUUUCUGGACCGGGUGGAGUUCAUGGUAGUAAAUCAGUGACUGAAUUAGUUGAGGAGCCCCAGUUAGCUGAUCAUGUGAAUUUGUUGGGUCCCAGCUUAACUUUGAAGAAUCCAAUCCUUAAAUCUGCAGAUAUCAAAACUAAAGCUACCAUGAACAAUGGUGGAAAGGCGCAGAGGAGAAAUAUAUGGCAUCGUAUCAUUGGCAUGAAAAAGGCUGAGACAAAAAAAUUGCCAAGUCCUGUUUCAUUGACAAAUGAGCAGCCAAGCAAUAUUGCAGAAGAAGAUUGUAAAUUAGAUGCUGUUCUAUCUGCUAUUGGGCCUGAAUCUACGACAAAUGAUUGCAUGCGUGUUCUAAAACUGCUAGAAAAGAGAAGUGAUGAAAUGUUGAUAAACUUCAUCAAAUGGAUGAGGACAAAUGGGAAGUUGAAGCAAAAUAUGCCAGCUUAUAAUUUUGCCAUCCGAGUUUUAGCUAGGAAAGAGGACUGGGAUACGGCUAACAUGCUAAUUCAAGAGAUGGUUUCUGAUUCAGAUUGUCAGCUAAACUCUCAAGUAUUUAGCCCUUUAAUACAAAUAUGUGCUAAAAGGGGGCUUGUUGAUUGGGGAGCAAAGUGGUUCCACAUGAUGUUAGAAAAAGAGGUGAGACCCAACACUGCCACCAUUGGUAUGCUUAUGGGCCUUUACCAGAGAAAGGGCAAACUUUCAGAAGCCGAGUUUACUUUCAGCCACAUGAGGGCCUGCAGAAUUCACUGUGUCACUGCCUACUCAUCAAUGAUCACGAUUUACACACGCCUAGGUAUGUAUGACAAGUCUGAGGAAAUUAUCCACUUUAUGGGUGAAGAUGAAGUUGUUCCAGAUUUGGAGAAUUGGUUAGUUCAUCUUAAUACCUACAGUCAGCAAGGUAAACUGAAGGAGGCUGAAUCUGUGUUGACAUUGAUGCAAGAAGCUGGAUACUCCCCCAAUAUUGUUGCGUACAAUAUCUUGAUCACAGGGUAUGGGAAGCAAGCUGAUGUCAAGGCUGCAGAACUUGUAUUUCAGAGGCUCCAACGCAUAGGCUUGGAGCCUGAUGAAACAACAUAUAGGUCCAUGAUUGAAGGUUUCGGUAGAGCUGACUAUUAUAAAGAGGCUAUGCAAUAUUACGUGGAACUCAAGAGAUCGGGAUUUAGACCUAACUCUUCAAACUUCUACACGAUGGUCAACAUGCAUGCCAGGCAUGGGGAUGACAGGGAUAUUGUUCAAACACUAAAAGAUAUGAGGGCGGCUGGCUGCCAAUACUCGUCCAUGUUGAGUAGCCUUCUGCAGGCAUAUGAGAGGGUUGGCAGAUUAGAUAAAGUUCGUCAAAUUUUAAAAGCUUCUUUUUAUGAUGAAAUUUUAGUGGAUCAGACUUCAACUUCCAUAUUAGUCAUGUCCUAUGUACAAAAUUCCCUCUUGGAUGAUGCUUUCCAAACUUUGCAGGAAAAAAGGUGGAAAGAUUCAAAUUAUGAAGACAGCUUGUACCAUUUGCUAAUAUGUUCUUGCAAGGAGGCCAGUCGUUAUGAGGAUGCUAUUAGGAUUUAUAAUAAGAUGCCUCAGUCUGACGUUUACCCAAAUCUGCACAUCACAUCUUCAAUGAUUGAUGUAUUCAGUAUCCUGAACAGAUUCACUGAAGCAGAGGAUCUUUACUUGAAGUUGAAAGCAUCAGGGGUCAUUUUUGAUGUUAUUGCUUACAGUAUAGUGGUGAGAAUGUAUAUUAAAGCAGAGUCUUUGAAGGAUGCCUGUUUAGUUUUGGACACGUUGGAAAACCAGAAAGAUAUUGUUCCAGACAAAUUUCUUUUUAUGGAUAUGCUUCGGCUUUAUCAGCAGUGUGGGAUGCUAGAAAAAUUGGCAAAUGCCUACUACUUGAUGCUGAGAUGUGGAGUUACAUGGGAUGAGGCAAUGUAUAACUGUGUGAUAAAUUGCUGUGGCCGAGCCUUGCCUGUGGACGAGCUCUCAAGGCUUUUCAAUGAGAUGAUUCAUUGUGGAUAUGCUGCUAACACGAUAACUUUCAAUGUGAUGCUGGAUAUCUAUGGUAAAGCAGGGUUCCUUAUCAAGGCCAGGAAAGUAUUCUGGAUGGUUCACAAACGGCAUUUAGCUGAUAUUAUUUCUUACAAUACCAUCAUAUCGGUCCAUGGCAAAAACAAGGAUUUUAAGCUGAUGAGAUAUUUUGUACAAAGAAUGAGAGAUGCUGGUUAUUCUGUCUCCCUUGAAGCAUACAAUUCUAUGUUGGAUGCAUAUGGAAAAGAAGGUCUGCUUGAUAAGUUCAAUGAAGUGCUGCGGGAGAUGAAACAGACCAGUUGUACUUCCAAUCACUAUACAUACAACAUUUUGAUUAAUAUAUACGGAAAGAAGGGUUGGAUUGAGGAAGUUGCUGAUGUGCUCAGUGAGCUGAAGCAACGUGGAUUAGAACCUGAUUUGUACAGCUACAACAGUUUGAUCAAGGCUUAUGGAAUUGCCGGAAUGGUUGAAGAGGCUGUCAAUGUGGUACGGGAAAUGCGAACCAAAGGAAUUGAUCCUGAUCGUGUGACUUACUCUAAUCUUGUGGUCGCUCUCCAACAAAAUGAAAAUUUUCUAGAAGCUGUCAAGUGGUCACUUUGGAUGAAGCAAAUUGGAAUGUCAAAGUAGAAAACUUGCAACCAUUUAUGUGUCAUCAUAUGGUGAA
This is a messenger RNA of Dioscorea cayenensis subsp. rotundata (Guinea yam), 3136 nucleotides long. Its product is annotated as pentatricopeptide repeat-containing protein At4g30825, chloroplastic-like. NCBI's taxonomy places the organism in Eukaryota, Viridiplantae, Streptophyta, Magnoliopsida, Dioscoreales, Dioscoreaceae. Gene Ontology annotation, molecular function: protein binding. The record is from RefSeq and is a predicted model, not a curated record.